Messenger RNA from Kwoniella botswanensis, 1251 nucleotides. RefSeq lists its product as uncharacterized. Bases 1 to 1251 code for a protein of 416 amino acids. Gene Ontology annotation, molecular function: FMN binding; oxidoreductase activity. The record is from RefSeq and is a predicted model, not a curated record. NCBI's taxonomy places the organism in Eukaryota, Fungi, Basidiomycota, Tremellomycetes, Tremellales, Cryptococcaceae. The transcript is spliced from 15 exons.
AUGGACACCACGAUCCAACCAACCCGAGAACCUAAUUACGCUCCCUAUCAGAAGGAGCUCUUCCUUCUUUCACAGAAAGGCUCCCAUCCUGAAUUCUCCACUCGACCUGAUAAACUUGAGGAGCUGGCGAAAGAGACGCUGAGUAAAGGAGGAUGGCUAUAUGCGAGCUGUAAUGCGGGUAUUGGAUGGACCGAUCGGGCUAACAGGGAGGCUUUCUAUAGAUGGCGAAUCGUCCCCCGUAUGCUCGUCGAUACCACAGCCAGAGAUACUACAACAGAAUUAUUUGGCCAUAAGAUCAACGCUCCUAUUGCAUUUGCACCAAUCGGUAUAAACAAGAUCUAUCAUCCGUUGGGCGAAUUGAAUGCAGCGAAAGUAGCUUCCGAGCUAAAUAUCCCUUAUUGUCUGUCGACGGCGGGUAGUCAACCAAUUGAGGAUGUAGCGAAGAUCAAUGGGAAUGGACCGAGGUUCUUCCAGCUGUACUGCCCUCAUGAUGAAGACCUGGAAGACAGUCUACUCCAAAGAGCAUGGGACAGCGGAUUUGAUGUUUGCAUCAUGACAUUAGACACCUGGCAACUUGCAUGGAGACAUGAAGAUAUUGCCAACUCAAACUACGCCUUUUACAGAGGUAUCGGCGCAGAGAUAGGAUUGACCGAUCCCGUAUUUCAAAAACGGAUCAAAGAAGCUGGACUGAACCCUGAGAACCAAGAGGAUAUGCAAAAGAUUGGUGAGAAAUGGAUCGAUAAUGUAUGGCAUGGUAAAGCGCAUACAUGGGAGAAGAUACCCAAGUUGAUUCAAAAAUGGAAGAAGAUCUCCAACGGACGACCAUUCCUCCUCAAAGGUAUCCAACAUCCGGACGACGCUCGUAAAGCCGUGGUAGUAGGAUGCGAUGGGAUUGUAGUCUCCAACCAUGCAGGGAGACAGGUCGAUGGUGCAGUUGGCAGUUUGGAGGUAUUACCUGAGAUUGUGGAAGCCGUAGGAGAUAAAUGUACAAUCCUUUUCGAUUCUGGUAUUCGAACAGCAGCAGAUGUAUUCAAGGCUCUGGCCUUGGGUGCAAAAGCGGUGCUUGUCGGUCGACUCUAUGUCUUCGGAAUGGGCAUAGCGGGUGAAGCGGGCGUCCGUCAUGUUAUGAAAUCACUUUUGGCCGAAUUUGAUAUCCUGAUGAAUUGUGCUGGAGUUAACAGAAUUCAAGAUAUCAAUAAAUCACAUCUUCGUUACGUGGAAGGUAUUGGUGGGUUGUCAGGAACGUUGUAA